CAGGAGGAGGAGCCCGGGCUCCUCCGUUGUGAUAACAGGCUGCUGCCUCGUCUCUGUUAUCUUCCGUUCCCCGCCGUCCGAGCAGCGGAUCUCAUCCGGACCUGCAACAGGAUUUAUUCAUUUUUUGUGAAACUUCACUUCUAGCUGGAGCGCUCCUCCCAUGGUGUCCCCGGGAGACUCCCCGGCCUCUACUCGACUUUACGGAAACUAUCGGCGACCGUUGGGGGGUCUUGGAAAGCAUGGAAACGUGGUUUUUGCAUCAUGUCCUCGGGGUGUCUCUGUCGGUCCUGCUCCUGGGUCUACCGGGGCCCCUAGGGGCUGGGACCCCAAGUAACAACAGCACGGAUCCGGUAACGGCAGGAAUUUCUUAUUCAACCGUCACAGAUGAACUCACUAACAUGGAAAACAACGCCACUUCAACUUCAUCCUCCAGCGAGAGUUUAUCAGCAUCACAGAGGAACAUCCUGCUCACACACACCGCUGAAUCACACACUGCUGCAGCUGGAAACUUCGACAUUGAUCAGACGCAAACCUUCACAGAAACAAGCAUCAGGUCACUAGAAGCCAUAAGUUUGUCUACUGAGCCACUCACCCCCACCCUUGUUAUAGCCACCACUGAGGCCAGCAUCACCACAGGCAGCAGCAGCACUGGUAUCAGCACUGGUAGCAGCUCCAGCAGCAGCACUGGUAUCAGCACUGGUAUCAGCUCCAGCAGCAGCACUGGUAUCAGCUCUGAUAUUAGCACCGGUAGCAGCUCUGGUAUCAGCACUGGUAGUAGCACUGGUAUCAGCUCUAGCAGCAGCACUGGUAUCAGCUCUGAUAUUAGCACCGGUAGCAGCACCGGUAUCAGCUCCAGCAGCAGCACUGGUAUCAGUUCUGAUAUUAGCACCGGUAGCAGCAUUGGUAUCAGCCCUGAUAUCAGCACCGGUAGCAGCACUGGUAGCAGCACUGGUAUCAGCUCCAGCAGCACCAGUAGCAGCACUAGUAGCACUGGAGGCAGCACCGGUAGCAGCACUGGUAGCACCGGCAGUAGCACCGGUAGCAGCACUGGUAGCACCGGCAGUAGCACCGGUAGCAGCACUGGUAGCACCGGUAGCAGUACUGAUAUCACUGGCAGUAGCAUCGGUAGCAGCACUGGUAGCACCGGCAGUAGCACCGGUAGCACUGGUAGUAGCACUGGUAGCAGCACUGGUAGCACUGGCAGUAGCACCGGUAGCAGCACUGGUAGCACCGGCAGUAGCACCGGUAGCAGCACUGGUAGCACUGGCAGUAGCACCAGUAGCAGGACUGGUAGCACCGGUAGCAGCACCGGUAGCAGCACUGGUAGCAGCAGCACUGGUAGCAGCAGCAGGGCCUGGAAGGACUUUACUAACACAAACCACAUGUCAGACGCUUUUCCUGCUGUGUCCUCCGAGGCUAGUUACUUGAUGUUGACAGAAGACGCCAGACUCCCCCAGGACAGCCCAGACACCACCCUCCGACUAGGAGAUGCCUCAGACUCGAUGUCCCACACAGCCGUCCACACCGACAGCACCUACACCUCUACUGCCAUCAGCCGAGCUGGGGAGAGGACCCUGCUGUCUGUCACCUCCUCUUCAAGCAACAGUACCUCCUCUGCUUUAACAGAGGACUCCAACUCCCAUCAGCCCCCUUCCACUUGGGGGAUUUCUGCUGGGGCUACCGAGACUGAGGACUACACCCACAGUGCGCCAUCCACCAGGACUGACAGCAGAGACUCAACAGACCAGCACAUGACGCACUCCUUCAAGGGGACAUUUCCAGAGACAAGUUUAACUGGACAACCUAAUGCCACCCAUCAUACAUACACCUCAACAUCAGAGGAGACCUCCGACUCGACACCACUUCUCAGAGUAACAGAGCCCAGCACUGACCAAUCAGAAUUGUCCGUUUCCUCCACACCUUCUGUCACCUCACCUGCAGAAGGCCCUACAAACAUCUCAGGGACAGAGCAGGGGACGGGCUUUAGUGUUACAACCUCCAUUGAGUUCUCCACCGGAGCCCACAGCUCCAGCACUCAGAACCAGGAGGGCACUGUAGGGGUUUCAUCCCAGACUAGUGACCAAAGCGUUGGCUUGGCUCUGACCACUGCACCCCCAACAGUCAGUAGUGCACCAGAAGGGGACAACUCUCUAACAGACACUCCAGUGCUCGUUACUGAGUUCUUUCACACCACCACACCUGUCACUGUUACAGAAAGAUCACAGAUAACAGAGGAAGACACUGUCAAAGCCACUGAAUUCACCACCACCACCACCACCACCACCACCACCACCACCACAACGACCACCCCUCCUUUACCUGCAACCUCAUCCUCCAGAUUCAGUAGCACCGCUAGCAGCUCUACUCCAGGGUCACCUACUGAGGCCACCGUCCCAUACACUACGCCCUCCACCACUCUGGCCUUCCUGACCUCUGCUGUUUACGCAACUCCCCGCGUGUCGCCCAGCCAAACCCAGGGCCCCUCUACUAGGAUGGAUAGCCCCACAAACGCCACCACCCUGCAGAUAGAAACAAGCACGGACACCCCGGCAAUCACCACAACUCACAGCGAGCACAUCACCACCUCCUACACCCACAGAACCCCAACAAAGAGUACAGAGGCUCUGCAGACCACCAGAAAGCAGAUUGACAGAGGAACUACAGAGCUGGUUUGGACCACAACCCCCACCAAAGCACCGCCAACACCACCAGGGAACCCUUGCGUGUCCAACCCUUGUAUGAACGGAGGGAUGUGUGUGAGCUAUAAAGGGCAUCAAUUCACCUGCCACUGUCAGCAGGCAUGGACGGGGCUGACCUGCAACCAGGAUGUGGAUGAGUGUGAGAGGGACCAGUGCCCUGUUGGUUCCAGGUGUGUGAACACGCGAGGCUCCUUCAGCUGUGAAUGUCCGCUGGGCUUCGACCUGGAGGACGGACGCACCUGCACCAGAGCAAAGGCGUUUCUGGGAACUUUCAGUGUUAACAGAUUGCCACAUGACCCCGUUGUCUUCAAGAGCGCCACCAUGCAUGAGAUCCAGAGAGAGAUUAUUCAGCUGCUCAAUGCUUCGUUGUCAGUCCUCCAAGGUUACAGCCGCUCAACGCUAAGUAAGAACAACUUUGAGGACCCCCUGUGGAAGAUCUCUGCAUUAGAAGGAGAGACUGGAGUUUGUAUCUCAGCUGUCAACAUGUUUUCCAUUUCCACCGAUGUGACGAGCACAGAGGUCUACAACAGCAUCCAGAUGUCUUUAAACAACUGUAGCUCCUCAUUGGCCCACUGCCGGAUGGUCCUGCUCCACCAGCUCACCUAUCUAGUGGAAAGUUUGUGUGUGGCCCAGAAGACUCAGUGUGAUACAGAGCGCUCCACCUGCACAGACAACAGCGGCACAGCCAACUGCCAGUGUCUUCCAGGAUACUACAAACACAACCCUGACGACCUGUCCUGUUUAGAAUGUGGGGAUGGCUACAAGCUGGAAAAUGGCACCUGUGUUCCGUGCAUGUUUGGAUUUGGAGGAUUCAACUGUGGAAAUUUUUACAAGCUCAUUGCAGUUGUGGUCUCACCUGCAGGGGGCGCUCUGCUCCUCAUCCUCAUCAUUGCUCUCAUUGUCACCUGUUGCAAGAAAGACAAGAAUGACAUCAACAAGAUCAUAUUCAAGAGUGGAGACAUGCAGAUGUCCCCGUAUGCAGACUUUGCCAAAAACAACCGCAUAUCCACAGAGUGGGGCAGGGAGACCAUAGAGAUGCAAGAGAAUGGCAGCACCAAGAACCUGCUGCAGAUGACUGACAUUUACUACUCUCCUGCGUUACGGAACUCCGACCUGGAGAGAAACGGCCUGUACCCGUUCACAGGCCUGCCGGGCUCUCGCCACUCAUGCAUCUACCCUGCCCAGUGGAACCCGUCUUUUAUCAGUGACGAUUCACGAAGGAGAGACUACUUCUGACUGCCCCACCAAGAACACACACACACACACACACACACAAACACACAAAACUUACUAUCUCUUGUACUGACAAUUGUGAUGUGUUAUAAUGGUUUUCCUUCGCAGUGAGAGUGGGAGCCCAUUUGACCAUCUGCAUUCAGGGCUGCACACUAACUAUGUAAAUGCAGGUGCGUGUGUGUGUGUGUGUGUGUGUGUGUGUGUGUGUGCGUGCGUGCGUGCAUGUGUGCGCGUAUGUCUGCAGAUUGUGGAAGUGCACAUUUUUUUCAAGUGAAAUAGUUCCUUUGCAAGUGUUAUUGCCAUUUUAGUGUUUUUGCAUGUUUUAUCUCAUUUGCUUCUACUUACACAUUACAUUGCUGCCACUGUGUUGUUAAAGACUGUUUAAUGUGGUUUUCCUGCCUUGCAGGCAGCCUCGGAUUCUCAUUUACUUCACUGUGUGAUGAAAAACUAUUUCCAGAUGCUUGAAAUGUGUUUGAGGUAGGCAAUCCAUGACAGGAAACAAUCAUAUCUGCCUUGUUGCUGCAUUUUAAUGCAGUGCAGUUUUGCUUGAAAUACCUACACUGCAUUAAUGCACAAUAUUAAAUAAAAGCAGUUAUAAUACUCACUGUGCUCAAAGACAGGAAUGUGAGUUUAUGACCACCAGGAAUGUGGGAGAAAAACAAUUACAUUACUUUUUUUUUUUUAACAGCAGUGAUGGGAAGUGUAUGUGAUGUGUAGCAAAUAGACUAGAACAUGCAAAAACAUUGAUACGGUCCUUAAAGUGCUGAAGUAUGAAUAUGUACGUGCCACUGCUGUGAUUUGAAAAUAAUCAGUUUCUUCUUAGAUAAUAGUCUGAGAAUAAAGUAUUGAUGGAACGAGAUAACAAAACCACUGAAGGAUGCGCAAAGUUUGUUUUAAAUGCCAAUAGAAACUGUGGAACAACUUUGAAUUCUGAUAACAACGUUUAUUUAUUCCCUCUUUGUCCAAGUCCUUGACAUGUAGCAUACUGGACACCCUACAUACACACUGACAGACUGGAGACGGAUAAACUUGUGUGUGUGUGUGUGUGUGUGUGUGUGUGUGUGUGUGUGUGUGUGUGUGUGUGUGGUGUGUGGUGUGUGUGUGUGUGAGAGGAGUAAUGAACUGUAUACCAGAAGGAUCAUAACUGUCAAUGAGUGUUUGAAUUUAAAGAGUGUAAAGGUGUAUCAUAAUUAGAUUACUUAUUCUGACAUGGAGUAUUAUUUUUAUGACUGUUUUACUUCUUUGUGUUUUUAUAUGAUUUGUUCAUUCUGGCGUUUUAGUCAGACGUGCUUAUUUAAAUAAAAAAAUUUGCACAGC
Etheostoma spectabile (orangethroat darter) is the source of this 5249-nucleotide messenger RNA. RefSeq names its product heart development protein with EGF-like domains 1 (gene heg1). The transcript has 16 exons. Bases 240 to 3935 code for a protein of 1231 amino acids. Lineage: Eukaryota; Metazoa; Chordata; Actinopteri; Perciformes; Percidae. Gene Ontology annotation, biological process: heart development. Gene Ontology annotation, molecular function: calcium ion binding. The record is from RefSeq and is a predicted model, not a curated record.